GUCGCAACCUCCAAAGUCAAAUCCAGAGCUGACCGUGACGCAAAUCGUCACAAACCUGUCGGCCUACGAGAGUAAACGCCCAAGUGCCCCCAGAAUGGGAACGGCUUUAGAUCAAGCACGCGCCGCCUGGCUAACAGCGGCCGGGCAACCACCAAUCCAAGCAGCGGCAGCACACCACCACGGCAAUGCUCACCAUGGCAAGAGCAGCCAGCACGACCCGGACCCCGCCACGCCAGUAGUGACAACAGUAGCGCUGCCAGCACAGCCGCUGUGCAUUGCCGGCCAGCGCGUCCUCCAGACCCCAGAACUCUUCGAACUCAUCCUCGAACACGUCGACAUGGCUACGCUGCUGACUGCCGCUCAGCGCGUGAACCGCUACUGGGCCAAGUUCAUCCGCGAGUCGCCCAAGCUGCAGCGGGUGCUGUUCUUCCUGUCCGAUGACGGCGAGUUCAACCCCGGUCAUGGGACAGACUGCCGGCGCAACCCGCUCUUGGCGAGGUUCUUCCCUGGCUUGCUGGCUGUUGGACAGAGUGAUGCGGUGCCAGACAUGAGCGGAUUUGCUGCGCAGCCGUUUUGUCAGAGGCUCGACGUGUUCAUGAGGCCUAGCGCGUCGUGGCGAAACAUGCUGAUCGUUCAGAGGCUGCGAGAGCGACAGCAGCAACAUAGCCACCUCGGUCGAGAAGAAGGCAUUGGAGGACGUGGUGUUGGCGUAUGGAGUCGCACAAGGUCUCAAGGCGGAGAUGUCUACGCUUCCUCGACGUUGUACACAACUGGCAAGGUCUCGCAUGGCGGCACAGAGGAGACGAGCACGGGCAUGACGAUGGGCAGGCUCUACGACCUCGCCAUCAGCCACAUACUGGACGAGUGCUCUGUGACCGUGUACUGGCCUGGCGAGUAUGAGGCUUUUGUCGCGGUCGAGGAUGUCCCGAGGGAGGAGGGGGACGACGCUGAUGAAGAUGGACUUGGCCUCUCGGCAGACGAGACUGACAACACGAAUGGCGCUACGAGCACCGGUACACCGGAGACGGCAAUCACAAGCCGCGACUUCAGACGGGAGAAGCGCCGUCUUGCCAAGCAUGCGGACGUCAUCUGGGCCGUCUCUGGAGCUGCUUCUCGUGCCUACGCUAGAGACUACGACGCAGUGCAGGAGUUUACCGAGAAAUUCAUGCACGACGAGCAUCGCGGAACAAGGUGGAAAGAAGGAUCGGUGCCAUUGUGACAGGGAACAAGGUGGAACGCAUACCCUGCCGAGCAGAUUGAUUACAGCAUGAUGCGUGACUGAGAGUCGUGUUCUUGACCACAGAUUGAUGCGGAUGCGACAUAGUCAACGAACAGUCACAGCUCAGUUCCGCUUCAGACUGGGCUUGAAUUAGACAGCCAGAUUAGAUUGACAGGAACUUCUGGUAAUGUGCCCAUUGUGAAGCCCAGAAUUAAUGGAUUCCAGUCUCGUCAAGAUCACCCACAGGACGUCUCAGGCGACAAGAGUCCUUGAUACACCGCUCGUUUCCAAUGGCUUGCCUCAGG
Microdochium trichocladiopsis is the source of this 1524-nucleotide messenger RNA. RefSeq lists its product as uncharacterized. NCBI's taxonomy places the organism in Eukaryota, Fungi, Ascomycota, Sordariomycetes, Xylariales, Microdochiaceae. The record is from RefSeq and is a predicted model, not a curated record. The transcript has a single exon. Bases 95 to 1219 code for a protein of 374 amino acids.